AUGCAGGUGACCGACGUGACGGCGAUCAUCACUGGCGCUGGCCGCGGCCUGGGGCUGGCUUUCACCCGCGCCAUCCUGACAGGAGGCGGCCGAGUGCUCAUGACGGACAUCGACUCUGCCGCCGUUGAAGCUGCAGCGCGUGUCCUGCAGCAAGAGUUCACCGACCGAGUUCACUCUCAACAGCAAGACGUGACCGACUUGGCGUCGUUCGACGCUGCCUUUGACGCUGCCAACCGAGCGUUUCCGUCGCAUCCAGUAAACGUCCUAGUAAACAACGCAGGCAUCGGAAACACGGGGUUCUACACUUCGGACACUGCGUGGACCAACGUCAUUGCCAUCAACACCACCGCCGUCAUUCGAGGCACACAGGUGGGACUGCUGCGCCUAUCGCCGUCUCGAGGACAGCCCGUGGUGGUGAACAUUGCGAGCAUGGCAGGCUUGUACCCGUUGAAGGACUCACCCGACUACUCUGGCAGCAAGGCGGCCGUGGUUGCCUUCUCCCGAGCCGUGGGCAUGAACGUGAACAAGACGAACGUGCGCGUGGUUGCAUUAUGUCCUGGCUUUGCGGACACCCAGAUGGGCCAGGCGGUCCUCACGCACGCGCCCGCGGUGGUCCGCGGCAUCGGAGGGCUCAUGACCCCCGACUUCGUCGCAUCUGCGUUGGUGCUCAGGGCGUUGGCAGAACAAGACAACUCGGGUCAAGUGCUCGUCGUCUCCAAGCGAGGAGUGACGUAUCACGGCCGCAAAUUGCCCGCCAAACUCUAA
Messenger RNA from Aphanomyces astaci, 765 nucleotides. RefSeq lists its product as hypothetical. Gene Ontology annotation, molecular function: oxidoreductase activity, acting on the CH-OH group of donors, NAD or NADP as acceptor. The transcript is spliced from 2 exons. Lineage: Eukaryota; Oomycota; Saprolegniomycetes; Saprolegniales; Verrucalvaceae. Gene Ontology annotation, cellular component: cytoplasm. The record is from RefSeq and is a predicted model, not a curated record. The coding region runs from base 1 to 765 and encodes 254 amino acids.